Alternaria postmessia is the source of this 1734-nucleotide messenger RNA. It is a transcript of the gene PYR7, whose product is annotated as CTP synthase. The record is from RefSeq and is a predicted model, not a curated record. The transcript has 4 exons. NCBI's taxonomy places the organism in Eukaryota, Fungi, Ascomycota, Dothideomycetes, Pleosporales, Pleosporaceae. Gene Ontology annotation, molecular function: identical protein binding; CTP synthase activity. Gene Ontology annotation, cellular component: cytoophidium; cytoplasm. Bases 1 to 1734 code for a protein of 577 amino acids. Gene Ontology annotation, biological process: pyrimidine nucleobase biosynthetic process; CTP biosynthetic process.
AUGAAAUACGUGCUUGUGUCUGGCGGCGUCAUCAGCGGCGUGGGGAAGCACGUCUCGUCGAUCAAGGUCGACCCAUACCUCAAUGUAGAUGCAGGGACUAUGAACCCGAAGGAGCAUGGCGAAGUGUUCGUCCUCUCCGAUGGCGGCGAAGUUGACCUCGAUCUCGGUAACUACGAGCGCUACCUCAACAUCACCCUCACACGCGACAACAACAUCACCACCGGCAAGAUCUACCAGCACGUCAUCGAACGGGAGCGCAAGGGCGACUAUCUGGGUAAAACCGUUCAAGUCGUCCCACACAUCACCGAUGCGAUUCAGGACUGGAUCGAGAAAGUCGCGCGGAUACCCGUCGAUGACUCAGGCGAGGAGCCUGACGUCUGCAUAAUCGAGUUGGGAGGUACUGUGGGUGAUAUUGAGAGCAUGCCCUUCAUCGAGGCUAUGAGCCAGCUCAGGAGACGCGCGGGCAAGAACAACUUUAUGCAGAUUCACGUCUCGUAUGUGCCUGUUAUUCACGGCGAGCAGAAGACGAAGCCUACGCAGCAGGCCAUCAAGGCGGUGAGGAGUAACGGUCUGAUCCCGGAUCUGAUUGCCUGCCGUUGCGAACGCGAACUCGAAGCCUCUGCGGUCGAGAAGAUUGCCCACUUCUGCCAGGUCGAAAACGAACAAGUCCUGGUUGUGCGUGACAUGCCGUCCAUCUACCAAGUACCCAUGCUUCUCGAGCAACAGAGAUUGAUCCCCAUGGUCCGCCAGUUCCUUGCUCUUGAGCAGACCUCUAUCUCGCCCUCAAUGCUGCAGAAGGGCAACCAUAUCUGGGCGCAAUGGCAGUCGCUUACAGGCCACGACAGUCGCUUUCACGACCCGGUGACGAUUGCACUGGUCGGAAAGUACGUUGAACUCCAGGACUCGUAUUUGUCAGUCGUCAAGUCGUUGGAACACGCCACGAUGCGAUGCAGGAGGAAACUGGACAUUCGCUGGGUUGAUUCAGAUCACCUGGAGCCUAAGUGUCAAAAGACAGACCCUGAAAAGUACCACAAGGCUUGGCAUGAGGUUGUCAAGGCAUCUGGUAUCCUUGUGCCUGGCGGUUUCGGUCAGCGUGCCACAGAGGGUAUGAUCUCGGCAGCUACUUGGGCGCGUGAGCACAAGAAGCCAUAUCUUGGUGUCUGUCUAGGCAUGCAAAUCGCCGUCAUUGAGUACGCUCGCAACGUUUGUGGUAUCAAGGACGCAACUUCCGAGGAGUUCAACGGCGAUGCCCAGAACAAGCUCAUCAUGUUCAUGCCGGAGGUCGACAAGACGACCAUGGGCGCAUCGAUGCGUCUGGGUCUCCGACCGACUCUCUUCCAGCCGGGUAGCGAGUGGUCUAAGCUCCGCGCUCUAUACGCUGGCAAGGAAGAGAUUCUUGAACGUCACCGUCACCGCUACGAAGUCAACCCCGACUACAUCGAGACGCUCGAAAAGGGUGGCUUGAGCUUCGUCGGCAAAGACGACGCUGGUGUACGUAUGGAGGUUAUUGAAAUCAAGGACCACCCCUGGUUCGUUGGUGUCCAAUUCCACCCGGAAUACCUCUCCCGCGUCUUGGACCCAAGCAGGCCUUACUUGGGCUUCGUCGCUGCCAGUGCCGGUAUGCUUGAAGAGAUCACUCGUGACUAUCAGAGUGGUGCGGCGAACGGCCUCAGUGCGGAAGGUAUCGCCAAUGGUGUGAAUGACAUGAAGAUCAAUGGCGAUGCGAGCUUUUAG